AGACCGCGCGCGCGCGCCGCGAUUCGACAUUUCAACCCAACUGCGCCGCGCGCCUCCCCCGCCAGCUCCCUCAUGCCGCGCCCGCCGCCUGGCGCCUGCUCGACGGGAUGCGACCGCGGCGCCCGAGCCCGCCGCCCUCGGCUUCCCUCUUCAACUCCCUCAUCGCCUCCCGCGCCCGCACCGGCCGCUCGGCGGACGCCCUCUCGCUCCUCGCGCGCAUGCUCGCCGCAGGGGUCGCCCCGACCGCCUUCACCUUCGCGCCGAUCCUCGCAUCGCCUUCCGCCACCGCCUGCUGCGCCGCGCAGCUGCACCCUCACAUCCUCAAGAGAGGGCUGCUCCACGGCGAGCCUUACUCGGGGACCUCGCUGGUGGGGUUCUUCGGGCGGAGCGGGCGGUUCGACGGAGCGCUCAAGGUGUUCGGUGAAAUGACGGUGAGGAGCGUGGUCACCUGGAACUGUCUCAUCUCUUCGUUCGUGCAGUUUGGACGCUCCCGCGAUGCUCUGUUCUGGUUCAGGGAGCUAGUGAGAAGCGGCGAUGGCUUAUCAGACGGCUCUCUUGUUGCAGUGUUGCCUGCGUUUGGGUCGCUGGAGCAAGUUCAUGGUCUCGUGUGGAAAAUCGGAAUGGAUUCCUUCCCAGCAGUUGCAAAUGCAUUGUUGAAUUCAUACUGCACUUGCGGUGCUAUAUAUGUUGCAGAGAAGAUGUUCAAUGAGUUGGUGUUCAGAGAUGUGGCUUCUUGGAAUACAGUGAUAGCCAGUUUUGCUAGGAGUAACGUCCCAGAGAGAGCUUUUGAGCUUUUCUUAAGUAUGCAACGUCGGGGUGAUUUGCCAAAUGAAACAACAUUUGCCAGCGUUCUUUAUGCCUGCGCCAGUAUGAAUGGACAUGAGCAUGGGAAGUUUAUUCAUGCAAAAGUUAUCAAGCGAAAUCUCAAUACAAGUGAGUUUCUCAACACCUCAUUGGUUGAUUUCUAUGCAAACUGUAUUGGUUGGAGGGAUGCACGUAAAGUAGUUGAAGAGAUUCCUGAGAAUAGCACCACGUGUUGGAAUGCUCUGAUUUCUGGUCACUCUGAUAGCGACGGCCCAACUUCUUUGGCUAUUCUGAGAGACAUGUUACGAUCAGGGAUUAAACCGAAUGAAGUUAGUUUUUCUGCAUCUCUCAAGGAUCCUUCUUUUUUGGAUCUCCAGCAGAUUCACUCAUUAGUGACAAGAUUGGGUCAUAGUGAUAAUGACUAUGUUUCAAGUGGUAUCAUAUCAUCGUAUGCUUCACAUGGCAUUGUUUCUGAUGCCUUGACUUAUGGAGUUGCACUGAAUCCUGAUUCUUGUAGUGUCUCCAUGAAUGUUUUAGCUGGGGUGUAUAAUAAAGCUCGCAUGUACCAAGAAACUAAGAAGCUACUUUUACAUCAGCAAGCUAGAGAUACUACUUCAUGGAGCAUACUUAUUACUGCUUGCUCACGCAGUGGUGAUUAUAUUGAAGCUUUUGGAUUUUUCAAGCAGAUGAGAAUUAUGGGGUACCAUGUCGAUAACUAUAUAUUUGUGAGCUUGCUGAGCAUUUGUACAAAAAACAACAGUCUUGAUCUUGGUAAGUUGAUUCAUGGGCUUAUCAUCAAGACCAUUUCCGGUUGCUGUGACACUUAUGUUGAUAAUAUGUUGCUAGAUAUGUAUGCUAAAUGUGGUAGAAUUGAAGACUGUCUCAAAGUUUUUGAGGAAAUGAAAGAUAGGAACCUUAUCUCAUGGACAGCUGUGAUUUCCGGCCUUGGACUUAAUGGGUUUUCUCAUAAGGCCUUGGCAUGGUUUAAAGCCAUGGAAAAGGAUGGCUGCAAACCUGACAAAGUAGCAAUUCUAGCAGUUCUGUCAGCUUGUAGACAUGGUAGACUUGUGGAGGAGGGGAUGAAGAUAUUCAAAAAUGUGAAAGCUAAUUAUUCAGUUGAAGCUGAGAUGGAGCAUUACAUUUGUGUGGUGGACAUGCUGUGUAAGUGUGGUCAUUUGAAGGAAGCUGAGGUUGUGAUUAGAGGCAUGCCAUUCCAACCAAGUACUGUCAUAUGGCGCACAUUCCUCCAAGGAUGCAAGACAUAUGGUGUAACUGAAGUACAAGUUUUUGCUAGCAAUGGAUCAAAUAGAAUUGCUCUUGAUAAACUGUAGAGGCGUAGAGCAAGAAUAAGGAGGUAUCUAUGAUGUUCCGUCAUAAUUAGGCUCGGGCAAGAAGGAUGUCUGGCCAUUGUGGUCACAAGGGAAGGGAGAAGUGCAUGCCCAAGUCUCCAAGAGAAACUAAAUGGAAAUGAGUAUCAAGAUAACUAAUCCUUAUUUGUGACCUCUUGGUUUGCUUUUGGAUGAUUAUCCCAUACAAUUCUUCAAGUUGUCUUUUCGCGGUAUGGGAAGGUCAGCUGGCUGUUGCAAGUUAGGAUGUGGCUAAUCAAUUGCAAAGACUAUAAAGCACAAGUCUAGGACACAGACACCUACUGACAAUCUGAGGCACCUGGCGCUUUUGACGAAGCAUGCACAUUAGCAAGGCAAUAAGGCUUAUAUAGCAUCCAAGCAAAGGCUUUUAUUGGCUAUUGCGUUUCCUUCCGGCUGGGCACUGUCUGCAUAGCGACAAAGGUGUUCGUUAAGUAAUCGUUGGUGAUGGGGCACUCUUGUCUUCAUACCUGAAAGGUGAUUUGGUCAAAGAAUUCAAAGCAUUUUCUCACUUGAGACUUGCAAUUAUCUAAUUGGUGGUGCAGAUAUCUGCAAUUACUUAUCAAAAUGAGAUAGCAAAAUUUAUAGUUCUAGAGCACUACAACUUACCAAAUUACAAAGUGGCAUUUUCCCUGGUGCAGCGCCGUGGUAUAUAUGAAGCUUGCACUCAGUGAGCGACUUCCUGGGGUGAUCGCCUCAAUACCAUCUCUUGGUACAUGCUUGAAGGCCCCAUCUCCACAAAUGCAGGCAGGGUCAGAGCAGCAGUUCUCCCUCCCACCCAAGGGCGGGCUGAGAGCGCCUGGCAGUGCCAAGUUCGUAAUGUAGCGUGCUGCUACGUCUCUCGGUUUUACUUGAACUCAAGGCUGGGUGUUUGGUUUUGUUACCUUUGGAUCCUUCUUGUUUUUGAAAUGUUUGGCUGUCGAUCAUGCCAUUACUUACACAAAGGCAAAAAUUGCCUCCAAACAUAUCGCUGGAGUGAUCGCCGCUUGUCAAAAUAGGACCCACAUGUCAUAGAUGCAUCCGGUGCUACCUUGGAAAUGUCGCAACUUCGGAUCGUGUUUUGGCACCUGAGUUUCAAUGUAUGCUGGCGUAGCAAUUUCUCCUUGCACAGAUUGACGUA
Molecule: messenger RNA, 3288 nt
Organism: Panicum virgatum (switchgrass)
Lineage: Eukaryota; Viridiplantae; Streptophyta; Magnoliopsida; Poales; Poaceae
Product: pentatricopeptide repeat-containing protein At3g58590-like
Exons: 5
Coding region: 108-2135 (675 amino acids)
Biological process (GO): RNA modification
Molecular function (GO): protein binding; RNA binding
Source: RefSeq, a predicted model, not a curated record